This is a messenger RNA of Penicillium maclennaniae, 906 nucleotides long. Its product is annotated as protein-S-isoprenylcysteine carboxyl O-methyltransferase. Gene Ontology annotation, cellular component: membrane; endoplasmic reticulum. The transcript is spliced from 2 exons. The coding region runs from base 1 to 906 and encodes 301 amino acids. Gene Ontology annotation, biological process: C-terminal protein methylation. Gene Ontology annotation, molecular function: protein C-terminal S-isoprenylcysteine carboxyl O-methyltransferase activity. Lineage: Eukaryota; Fungi; Ascomycota; Eurotiomycetes; Eurotiales; Aspergillaceae. The record is from RefSeq and is a predicted model, not a curated record.
AUGACCUCCUCCUCGACCUCCGCCCAACCCGGCGACUCAAACAUUUCAUGGCCCACCGAGCGCAUCCCUCAACACCCUGAAGAAGAAUGGCACCCUUCAUUCACAUCGCAUCGUAGCCCCUCCGUCUCUAGCUCCAUCUCCAAUUCAAGCUCCGAACCCCCCGAGAUCGACCCAACAAACCUCCCCGCCGGCACGAGAUCGCUCUCGGGAAUCUCUCUACGCGCCUUCUUGCUCGGUACAAGCCUCGGCCUCACAACAGGCUUGACGCUAUACCUAGCAAUUCUCCCCACACCCUUCUGGCGCAUUCCGUUCUUUAUCGGCGCCCUCAGUCUGUUCCACUUCCUCGAGUUCAUCGUCACGGCCCAGUAUAAUACGCCUUUCGCGACCGUCAAGGCUUUCCUCCUUUCUUCGAACGGGUGGGCUUACAAUGCUGCGCAUGGGUCUGCGUUGGUGGAAUGCUUAGUUUCACAUUAUUUCUUCCCGGGACAAUGGACGCUAGGCAGGAUGCUUUCGUUCGAAGGGCCGUUUGGUCAUGUGUCCCUGUUGCUUGUGCUGGGUCUUGUGCUCACGGUCGUGGGACAGGCCAUUCGGACAGGGGCGAUGGCUACCGCGGCGGGGAAUUUUAACCAUCACGUUCAGAGUGAGCAUAGGUCGGGCCAUGUGCUUGUGAAGAGUGGGUUGUAUCGAUUUCUGAGACACCCGAGUUACUUCGGGUUCUUUUGGUGGGGGCUUGGGACGCAGUUGAUUCUAGGGAAUGUGGUUUGUUUUGUUGGGUAUGCGCUUGUGUUGUGGAGGUUCUUUGCGACCAGGAUUAAGCGCGAGGAGGCGUUCUUGAUCCAAUUCUUCGGUGCCGAGUAUGUUCAGUACAGGAAGGAUACACCGGUUGGCAUCCCCUUUGUUCGUUAA